Molecule: messenger RNA, 2551 nt
Organism: Mesocricetus auratus (golden hamster)
Lineage: Eukaryota; Metazoa; Chordata; Mammalia; Rodentia; Cricetidae
Gene: Asic2
Product: acid sensing ion channel subunit 2
Exons: 10
Coding region: 1-1692 (563 amino acids)
Biological process (GO): sodium ion transmembrane transport
Cellular component (GO): membrane
Molecular function (GO): ligand-gated sodium channel activity
Source: RefSeq, a predicted model, not a curated record
AUGAGCCGGAGCGGCGGAGCCCAGCUGCCCGCGACCGCGCUCACCGGCCCGGGACGCUUCCGUAUGGCCCGCGAGCAGCCGGCGCCCGCGGCGGUGGCGGCAGCCAGGCAGCCCGGGGGCGACCGGAGUGGCGAUCGGGCACUGCAGGGGCCAGGGGUCGCCCGCAGGGGGCGGCCGUCACUGAGUCGCACUAAAUUGCACGGGCUGCGGCACAUGUGCGCGGGGCGCACGGCGGCGGGAGGCUCCUUCCAGCGGCGAGCGCUGUGGGUGCUGGCCUUCUGCACGUCCCUGGGCUUGCUGCUGUCCUGGUCUUCGAACCGCCUGCUCUACUGGCUCAGCUUCCCGUCACACACUCGAGUGCACCGCGAGUGGAGCCGCCAGCUGCCGUUCCCUGCCGUUACCGUGUGCAACAACAACCCGCUGCGCUUCCCGCGCCUCUCCAAGGGGGACCUCUACUACGCCGGCCACUGGCUGGGGCUGUUGCUGCCCAACCGUACCGCGCGCCCGCUGGUCAGCGAGCUUUUGAGGGGCGACGAGCCGCGCCGCCAGUGGUUCCGCAAGCUGGCCGACUUCCGCCUCUUCCUGCCGCCGCGCCACUUCGAGGGUAUCAGCGCUGCCUUCAUGGACCGCCUGGGCCACCAGCUGGAGGACAUGCUGCUCUCCUGCAAGUACCGGGGCGAGCUCUGUGGCCCGCACAACUUCUCCUCAGUGUUUACAAAAUAUGGGAAGUGUUACAUGUUUAACUCAGGCGAGGAUGGCAAGCCUCUGCUCACCACAGUCAAGGGGGGGACGGGCAACGGGCUGGAGAUCAUGCUGGACAUUCAGCAAGAUGAGUACCUGCCCAUCUGGGGAGAGACAGAGGAAACAACGUUUGAAGCAGGAGUGAAGGUUCAGAUCCACAGUCAGUCUGAGCCGCCUUUCAUCCAAGAGCUGGGCUUUGGGGUGGCUCCGGGGUUCCAGACCUUCGUGGCUACACAAGAGCAGAGGCUCACAUAUCUGCCCCCACCGUGGGGGGAGUGUCGGUCCUCAGAGAUGGGGCUAGACUUCUUUCCUGUUUACAGCAUCACCGCCUGUCGCAUUGACUGUGAGACCCGCUACAUCGUGGAGAACUGCAACUGCCGCAUGGUCCACAUGCCAGGGGAUGCUCCUUUCUGCACCCCUGAGCAGCACAAGGAGUGUGCAGAGCCUGCCCUAGGCCUCCUGGCAGAAAAGGACAGCAAUUACUGUCUCUGCAGGACACCAUGCAACCUGACCCGCUACAACAAAGAGCUCUCCAUGGUGAAGAUCCCCAGCAAGACGUCAGCCAAGUACCUGGAGAAGAAAUUUAACAAAUCUGAAAAAUAUAUCUCAGAGAACAUUCUGGUUCUGGAUAUAUUUUUUGAAGCGCUCAAUUACGAGACAAUUGAACAGAAGAAGGCGUAUGAAGUCGCUGCCUUACUUGGUGACAUUGGUGGUCAGAUGGGAUUGUUUAUUGGUGCUAGUAUCCUUACAAUACUAGAGCUCUUUGAUUAUAUUUAUGAGCUGAUCAAAGAGAAACUAUUAGACCUGCUUGGCAAAGAAGAGGAGGAAGGGAGCCAUGAUGAGAACAUGAGCACCUGCGACACAAUGCCGAACCACUCUGAAACCGUCAGCCACACUGUGAAUGUGCCCCUGCAGACAGCUUUGGGCACCCUGGAGGAGAUUGCCUGCUGACACCUCAGGCAACCCAGCACCUCCAAAUAGACCUUAAGGCCCAAGACCCAGGACAGGGGACAGCAAGUUCAGGUGGGAUGGCCCCUGAUGACAGAAAGAAGCAAGAGCCCCCCCCAUGCACACAUUGCGAACUUCUGCCAAACCUCACUCUGGCCACAUCUGACAUGAACCGUCCCGGGCCCUGCCACUUGUCCCUUGUAGGACCAAUGAGUCCCACUCCGGAACUGUCCAAGAACUAACCUGCCAUCACAUCUCACUGCCAAGAUGUACAAAGCACCUGCAUGCUCAGACUUCUUACGGCGCCACCUCCUCUUCUGUCUUGUACAUGGUAUUUUCUCCGUGCAGUUUCCAGAGCCCACUCUGCUGCCCACGCAGCAGCACCAGGUUCCAGCCCCAAAGUCACCCUGAGCCCAGCUCUGGAAUCAAAACUGCACAGUCAAGAAGGAAACCACAGAACUCUCUACAACGUUUGGUCCUUGUGUUGUUUGUGAAGGUUCUUAACCUGCCCACAAACCCCUGUCUCCCAAACUGGCCAUGGGGCUCCUGCACUAAAGGUGACCAGUGCCAACCUCCUCCUUAUCCCAGCACCUGUGGAGGUGACACAGUGGCCUGGGUGACAGCCGUAUUCGUCCAUGGAACCACGUUGUUGUUCUCACCCUGUAACACAUCUGUAGUUUGAUUUUUGUUUUGUUUUGUUUGGGGCUGGGGCUGUUUUUGUCUAUUGAAGGUCAUUUUGGUUUGCUGUUUUAUGGUCUUUGGUUUUGAUGUUCUAAGGUUCAGUUUGGGUUUUCCACUUUUCUUUGGAGUUUAUUUAUUCGUGCUUCAAACCACAGUCAUAUUAAAAGCUGGUCUUGUGGAA